AUGGAUGAUAACGGGAAACCAAGCGAGCAGCAGCGCCUUGUUGCGACGCCGAACGAAACCACCACCGAGUCUGUACCCGAGGCGAGCGUGUCGCGCGAAGAGAAGCUCGCGCAGGCGAGGAAGUUUUUACAGGAUACCAAGGUGCAAGACACGACAAGAGAGCGCAAAGUCGAAUUUCUCCAGAGCAAGGGGUUAUCAAGCAGCGACAUUGAUGAGUUGUUAAGCGGGGAGGCCCAAGAUGGGCGGCUAGAGACAGAAACACAGGCCUCGGAUGAGGCGGAGAGGAUAGAACCACCACUCGCAAAGAAAGAAGACCGACCGCCCAUCGUAACAUACCCCGAGUUCCUCACCAAACCGACGCGUCCGCCACCGUUGGUGACUGUCAAUGGGUUCCUCAACACUCUCUACGCUUUCGGUGGUCUGUCCACCGUCGUCUACGGCGCGAGCAAGUUCAUCGUCGAACCGAUGGUCAACACCCUUACCGAGGCCCGCAUCUCUCUCCACAACAAAGCCAACGACGACGUCGCCAAGCUCGUCUCCAAACUCGAGACCGUCGUCUCCGAGAUCCCGCCACCCAAGCCCAAAGACCUCAAGACGCUCCCUGCACAUGCCACCGGCGAUGACGACACAGCUAGCAGCUGCGACGACCCGACCGAACUCUUCCACCGUGAUAUCGGCGUGCAAACCUCUCCCCAACUCCAGUCUCAACCAACACCGGCCUCGAAUCCGGAAACUAACAAAGAAACCAACCCGACUGCCUACCAAACCGCCCGCCUCAUUCGGCUCACGGCGACACUCAAGAACUUCAACGAGACGCUGACCGACCAGACUGAGACGCUGGGCGACGUACACACGGUGAUGGAUGUGCUACAGCAGGAUGUGGAGAAGCUCAGUGCGGCGGCGGCGGCGACCGAUUUUUCGGGCGGAUAUUCGCUCUACGGCGCGGCAAGCCGCAAUGAGCCGGAAGAUGAAAUUCGCAAGGCGAAGGAGAAUAUCAGGCGGGUGAAGGGCGUGUUGUUGAGCACGAGGAGUUUCCCGACUAGUACAGUGAGACAAGGAGGAUGA
This is a messenger RNA of Dichotomopilus funicola, 1065 nucleotides long. RefSeq names its product peroxisomal membrane anchor protein conserved region-domain-containing protein. Gene Ontology annotation, molecular function: signaling receptor binding. Gene Ontology annotation, biological process: protein import into peroxisome matrix, docking. The record is from RefSeq and is a predicted model, not a curated record. The coding region runs from base 1 to 1065 and encodes 354 amino acids. Gene Ontology annotation, cellular component: peroxisomal importomer complex; peroxisomal membrane. Lineage: Eukaryota; Fungi; Ascomycota; Sordariomycetes; Sordariales; Chaetomiaceae. The transcript has 2 exons.